AUGUCCAACAGCAGCUCCAUCAGCCAGUUCCUCCUCCUGGCAUUCGCAGACAGGCGGGAGCUGCAGCUCCUGCACUUCUGGCUCUUCCUGGGCAUCUACCUGGCUGCCCUCCUGGGCAACGGCCUCAUCAUCACCACCAUCGCCUGGGACCACCACCUCCACACCCCCAUGUACUUCUUCCUGCUCAACCUCUCCCUCCUCGACCUGGGCUGCAUCUCCACCACCCUCCCCAAAGCCAUGGCCAAUUCCCUCUGGGACACCAGGGCCAUCUCCUACUCAGCAUGUGCUGCACAGCUCUUCUUCUUUGCCAUUUUCAUCACAGCAGAGUGGUCCCUUCUCACCAUCAUGUGCUAUGACCGCUACGUGGCCAUCUGCAGA
Apus apus (common swift) is the source of this 378-nucleotide messenger RNA. Its product is annotated as olfactory receptor 14I1-like. Gene Ontology annotation, biological process: G protein-coupled receptor signaling pathway. The transcript has a single exon. Gene Ontology annotation, cellular component: membrane. The annotation marks the transcript as partial. Gene Ontology annotation, molecular function: olfactory receptor activity; G protein-coupled receptor activity. Lineage: Eukaryota; Metazoa; Chordata; Aves; Apodiformes; Apodidae. The record is from RefSeq and is a predicted model, not a curated record.